AUGGAGUGCCCUUUGCCCCCAGGCCUGCAGACGCUGGCCCUGCUGACGCAGCAGGCGCGCUACGAGCUGCGCGUGGAGCUCGAGGACUUCGAGAACAACUCGGCGUCGGCCACGUACGGCUCCUUCGCGCUCUCGCCCACGGCCGUCAGCCCCGAGGAGGACGGCUACGCCCUGCACGUCGCCGGCUUCGUCGACGGCGGCGCCGGCGACUCGCUGAGCUACCACAACGGGCAGAAGUUCUCCACCUUCGACCGCGACCAGGACCUGUUCGCGCAGAACUGCGCCGCGCUCUCCUCGGGCGCCUGGUGGUUCCGCAGCUGCCACUUCUCCAACCUCAACGGCUUCUACCUGGCCGGGCCGCACCUCUCCUACGCCAACGGCAUCAACUGGGCCCAGUGGAAGGGCUUCUACUACUCGCUCAAGCGCAGCGAGAUGAAGAUCCGCCGCCUCUGAGCCCCGCCCCCGCCCCCGCCCC
Passer montanus (Eurasian tree sparrow) is the source of this 475-nucleotide messenger RNA. RefSeq names its product microfibril associated protein 4 (gene MFAP4). Gene Ontology annotation, biological process: elastic fiber assembly. Bases 1 to 453 code for a protein of 150 amino acids. The record is from RefSeq and is a predicted model, not a curated record. The transcript has 3 exons. NCBI's taxonomy places the organism in Eukaryota, Metazoa, Chordata, Aves, Passeriformes, Passeridae.